AUGGACACCCUAUUAACUGCGGAUAUUGUUGCUAACUCCCCGCGAUUCCGGCGCAAGUCGUCAACAUUUGUUGAUGCAAUUCAUGACCUCCCCGAAAAGGCCGAUUUAGCACCGGCUCAGUUGUAUAGUACAGAGUCCGGCCGACUUUUCCACUCCGGUCGGAUUGUCAUUAUUACUGUGGGCUUACCAGCAAGGGGCAAGACACAUAUAUCAGUAGCUCUGGCGCGCUAUCUUAGGUGGUUGGGCGUUAAGACUAGGAUCUUCCACCUUGGAGACUACAGACGUGCCACUAUCCCAGUUGGUCAGGACAUCCCUGAUGAUUACUUCUUCGUUAACGCAUCUGCUUCCUCAGUACUUCUGAGGCAAAAGAUUGUAAAACGGUGCCGGGAAGACAUAUACCAAUUUUUGAAUGAUGAAAAUGGCCAGAUAGCAAUAUAUGAUGCUGUUAACCCCUUAGCUUCAGGACGACGAUCGCUUGCGAAGGAGUUCUCCAAGCAUGAUAUUGAGACCCUUUUUAUUGAGUCAUGGUGCGAUGAUGAGCGCAUUAUCGAAGAGAAUGUCCUUCGGGUAAAAAUAUCUUCACCCGAUUAUGUAGGCUGGACCUCGGAGGAGGCAGUGAAGCACUAUUUGACCCGUAUACACGCUCGGAUCCCUCAGUUCCAGACGAUGGAGGAAAAAGACCUGAACUAUAUCAAGAUGAUCAAUGCUGGCGAAAGGCUGAUUGUUAACAAUCGAAGUUUUGGUUAUCUUUCCCAUCGGAUCGUUUUUUAUCUUCUCAACCUUCACAUAAAAUCUAGACAUACAUACUUUGCGCGGGCCGGUGUUUCCCUGGAAGCUGACUCUUACAAAGCUGAUGCUUCCUUGUCAGAACAAGGGGAGGACUAUGCUAAGAAAAUGACUGAGUGUCUACUGAGGCACAGAGAGUCUGAGAAGCAAGCAACAAUCGACCAAGGAGAGACAGACUAUGAGUUGAAACCGUUGACAGUUUGGACUUCCACUAGGCGAAGGACAAUCGAAACCGCAAAGUAUCUUCACGAGACCGGAUACAAAGUCCGACAGAGAUCACAACUGAGCCAAUUGAACCCAGGCGUUUGCGAAAAGAUGUCAGAAAAGAAGAUUCGUGAAGAAUAUCCAGACGAGGUAGCAAAGCAUGAAUUGGAUCCUUAUCACCAUAGGUACCCUCGGGCAGAGUCGUAUCACGACCUUGCUGUGCGCCUUGAACCUAUAAUAUUGGAGCUUGAACGUGAGCAGAAUGAUCUCCUCAUUAUUGCACAUGAAAGCGUCCUAAGGGUUCUAUACGGCUAUCUUAUGGCAUGUAAUGCGGCGGAUAUUCCAUUCCUAGAGUUCCCUCGGGACGAGAUAAUCGAGAUCAUCCCGGAAAGCUACCAAAAUGAGGCUCGUAGGAUCCAUAUUCCGGACCUCCCCAAGGAAAUCAUUCCUGGCUCACCCCAAGACAUCAAAAUACCUGUGCCCCCCAGUGGGGUCACCACCCCUUUGGUUGGAGGAUUAAGUAGUCCACAAGACGGGUUUUCGACGCCACAAAGCGGACUUCGGACCCCUCGUGAGCCCGAGAGAAUAUCGCAGCAGCAUACCCCAAAAUCAAAGCUCAUGGUAUCCAUCACAAGCGAUUAUAUCAGUGUCGGCGGAAACAGGCAACCCGCCGCCGCUGACUGGGAUGUUCAGUCCGGAGUGCUUGCCUUUGGUGCGGACAACAAUGUGGCUUUGUGGGACCCUAAGGAUAAGUUUCAGCGUGGGGUCUACUCUCUUCUUGUCGGUCAUACCGACAAGGUCAAUGCCGUUAGAUUCUACACAUAUCCCGUUACGGGCACAAAAUUCCUUGUCACUGCUGCUGCUGAUCACACAGUUCGGAUAUGGCGAGCUGUAACGGGUACCAAUCUCCAAUUCACGCAUGCGCAAACUCUAGAAGGUCAUACAAGCUCGAUAAACGCAGUCGCUGUCAGUGAUGGAGCGGAUCUCGUUGCAUCUGGAGCGGCAGAUGGAAGUGUCAAAAUUUGGAGAAUAAUGUCCCAGGGAGAAGAAACCAAGAGCGAGUUACUCACAACUAUAGUUAUGAAGCCACGCUUUUUCCCUCUGGCAUUGGAUCUGAAGCCGCUCCAGGCAGAUGGACCCAUGAUAUUGGCAGUUGCAGGCACUACAAGCAUGAUACAUAUCUACAUCCUCGAAGACCCGCUCGGUGAUACUAGUUUCAGGCUUGCUGCUGUGCUAUCCGGUCACGAGGCUUGGGUGCGUUCUCUGUCAUUUACGCGAGAUAAGCAGAGCAAAACAGGAGACCUUUUGCUCGCGUCUGCUAGCCAGGACAAGUAUAUUCGCCUCUGGCGAAUCCAACGCGGGGAGGUUACCCUUGCAGGGGCGGCAGGAGAAGAGGACCCCGUGCUAGGCGAACUCGAACCGACACUAUCAAAUAAAGCUCAUCAAUUUAAUGCGGCGGGGUCGAAGUAUUCUGUUACUUUCGAAGCUCUUCUGUUCGGGAAUGAGGACUGGAUUUACACUACUGCAUGGAACCCCAGCCCCGAACGUCAACAACUUCUCUCUGCUUCUGCGGAUAAUACCUUGACUAUCUGGGAACAAGAUACCGUCUCUGGAGUUUGGGUUUCAGCUGAAAGGAUGGGGGAAAUCAGUGUUCAGAAGGGGUCUACUACAGCUACAGGUAGCACCGGUGGCUUCUGGAUUGGCCUCUGGUCACCGGACGGUAACCAAGUAGUAAGCCUUGGACGAACAGGUAGCUGGAGGGCAUGGAGCUACGAUGCGGAUGCGGAUGUCUGGGUGCAGAUCCUGGGCAUAUCGGGACAUGUGCGCUCGGUUAAUGGCGUACGGUGGGAACCUACUGGGGGUUAUUUGUUGUCUACCAGUGGAGACCAGACGACUCGACUUCAUGCCCAAUGGCUGCGUGAUGGAAAACAGUCUUGGCAUGAGUUCUCGAGGCCACAAAUUCACGGCUAUGAUCUGAACUGUGUCGAUACAUUGGGACCUGCGCGCUUCGUUUCCGGUGCAGACGAGAAGCUUUUGCGGGUUUUCAACGAGCCCAAACCAAUCGCUAGGUUACUAGAGAAACUCUCUGGAUUCAAGCAAUCAGCAGGAGAACUGCCAGACACGGCUCAGAUCCCGGUUUUGGGUCUCUCAAAUCAAUCGAUGGGAGAAACUCCAAUGGGAGAGGGGGAGGGCCAGGAGGCAAAUGCUACCAAUACUGGACAAGCCCAGGCAAAUCAAACAAUACUCUCGGAUUCAAAUCAGCCACCCUUAGAAGACCACCUAGCGCGCUACACACUAUGGCCAGAACACGAAAAACUCUAUGGUCAUGGCUAUGAAAUCUCGGCUGUGGCUGUCAGUCAUGACUGCACACUCAUUGCUACGGCCUGUAAGGCGAGCUCAAUAGAUCAUGCAGUGGUUCGUCUCUAUGAUAUAUCGGACUGGCAUGAGAUACGGCCUUCCCUUGCAGCACAUUCUUUAACUAUUACGAGCCUUUCCUUUUCCAGCGAUGAUCAGUACCUACUGAGCGUUGGUCGAGACCGGCAAUGGGCAAUUUACUGCCGCAGUGAACAAGACCGAUCUGCAUUCUCACUCAUGGAAUCUCACCCUAAGGGCCAUUCAAGAAUGAUCUUGGAUGCUGCUUGGGCCCCUAUACCGGAUAUCCACACUUUCGCCACAGCUGGUCGCGAUAAGUUAGUGAAAAUCUGGCAAAUUAGCAACGGGUCCUUUGUAUGCAAAACAAUAAUCACACUGAAGAGCUCCGUUACUGCAAUAUCAUUCCUCCCGAGGGUGCAGGCGAACUCCGUCUUCCUUGCUACAGGCGAGGAUAGCGGCGAACUGUCGUUAUACAAAAUCGCAUUUGACAGCCUGGAGGCAACACAUCUGGGUAAUAUCGACAAGCUAAUAUCCCCGUCCAAGGCGAUCACACAACUCGCAUGGCGACCUUCUGCAAAAUACGAUACCAGCCAAGACGAAUAUAGUCACAGGCUUGCCGUUGCAAGUGAGGACACUUCAACACGUAUAUAUGCUAUUUCGAACAUGAUUUCAUGA
Molecule: messenger RNA, 4038 nt
Organism: Aspergillus pseudotamarii
Lineage: Eukaryota; Fungi; Ascomycota; Eurotiomycetes; Eurotiales; Aspergillaceae
Product: Elongator subunit ELP2
Exons: 13
Coding region: 1-4038 (1345 amino acids)
Biological process (GO): fructose metabolic process; fructose 2,6-bisphosphate metabolic process; tRNA wobble uridine modification
Cellular component (GO): elongator holoenzyme complex
Molecular function (GO): ATP binding; 6-phosphofructo-2-kinase activity; protein binding
Source: RefSeq, a predicted model, not a curated record